This is a messenger RNA of Botrytis deweyae, 600 nucleotides long. RefSeq lists its product as uncharacterized. Gene Ontology annotation, biological process: actin filament organization; regulation of actin cytoskeleton organization; cortical cytoskeleton organization. The transcript is spliced from 6 exons. The coding region runs from base 1 to 600 and encodes 199 amino acids. NCBI's taxonomy places the organism in Eukaryota, Fungi, Ascomycota, Leotiomycetes, Helotiales, Sclerotiniaceae. Gene Ontology annotation, cellular component: cell projection; plasma membrane; cytoplasmic vesicle. Gene Ontology annotation, molecular function: protein kinase binding; GTPase activity; GTP binding. The record is from RefSeq and is a predicted model, not a curated record.
AUGGCAGCACCAGGAACCCAAUCGCUCAAGUGUGUUGUGACAGGAGAUGGAGCUGUUGGCAAAACAUGUCUCCUGAUUUCGUAUACUACUAAUGCAUUUCCUGGAGAAUACAUCCCUACUGUAUUCGAUAAUUAUUCUGCCAGCGUGAUGGUUGACGGAAAGCCAAUAAGCUUAGGUCUGUGGGAUACUGCUGGACAAGAAGAUUAUGAUAGACUGCGCCCGCUUUCCUACCCCCAAACAGACGUAUUUUUGAUCUGUUUUUCGAUUGUCAGCCCUCCAUCUUUCGAUAACGUCCGAGCAAAGUGGUUUCCUGAGAUAUCCCACCAUGCGCCUGGCGUUCCAAUUAUUCUUGUUGGAACGAAAUUGGAUCUUCGAGAUGACGAGCCUACCAAAGAAUCCCUUAGAUCCAAACGAAUGGAGCCUGUAACCUAUGACCAGGCAAGAGUUGUUGCCAAAGAAAUCAGGGCACACAAAUAUUUAGAAUGUUCUGCGCUCACGCAGAGAAACCUCAAGAGUGUAUUCGAUGAGGCAAUUCGUGCUGUCCUGAGCCCACAACAACAAGCACCCAAGCCGAAGAAGUCUAAGUGUACAGUUCUAUGA